UCCUGGGCUUUCGCGGGGGCUGCUGGGGCGUGAAAAUCGGGGACGCGCUGGGGUGCGCGCAGCGUGAGGACGCGCCUGUCUGCUUGCGCGCGCUGGAACCCGGACUCUUGAGUGGAAACCGAAGACGCACGUGGGAGGAACGCGUGGAGCAUGAAGAGGCAGGGAGCCUCGUCUGGGCGGAAGCGAGCGCGGAUACCGUCCGGGAAGGCGGAGUACUGAGCAGAGUUCCCUGUGCGAUACAGAGCAGCAAAUGGGUUUCUUAUGGAAGUGUGUGUUGAUUCAGUGGAGUCAGCUGUAAAUGCAGAAAGAGGAGGUGCUGAUCGCAUUGAAUUAUGUUCUGGCUUAGUGGAAGGAGGAACCACACCCAGCAUGGGUGUCCUUCAAGUAGUGAAGCAAUAUGUCCAGAUACCAGUUUUUGUGAUGAUUCGGCCACGUGGAGGUGAUUUUUUAUAUUCAGACCGUGAAGUUGAGGUGAUGAAGGCUGACAUUCGUCUUGCCAAGCUUUAUGGUGCUGAUGGUUUGGUAUUUGGGGCACUGACUGAAGAUGGACACAUUGACAAAGAACUGUGCAUGUCCCUUGUGGCUAUUUGCCGUCCUCUGCCAGUCACUUUCCACCGAGCCUUUGACAUGGUUCAUGAUCCAAUGGCAGCUCUAGAGACCCUCUUAACUUUGGGAUUUGAAAGAGUGUUAACCAGUGGAUGUGACAGUUCAGCACUAGAAGGACUACCCCUAAUAAAGCGACUCAUAGAUCAGGCAAAAGGCAGGAUUGUGGUAAUGCCAGGGGGUGGCAUAACAGACAGAAAUCUACAAAGGAUCCUUGAGGGUUCAGGUGCUACAGAAUUCCACUGUUCCGCUCGGUUGGCUAGAGAUUCAGGAAUGAAGUUUCGAAAUUCCUCUGUUGCUAUGGGAGCUUCUCUUUCUAGAUCAGAAUAUUCUCUAAAGGUAACAGAUGUGACCCAAGUAAGGACUUUGAAUGCUAUUGCAAAGAAUAUUCUGGUUUAGCCAGACCUCUCUGAGAGAUAUGGAUAUCACUGGACAAAGGUAGAAGAAUAGUCUACAAUUCUCUAUGACACAGCUUUAACCUUCUCUGGCCAGGACAGUCACAGUCUU
This is a messenger RNA of Physeter macrocephalus (sperm whale), 1110 nucleotides long. It is a transcript of the gene CUTC, whose product is annotated as cutC copper transporter. NCBI's taxonomy places the organism in Eukaryota, Metazoa, Chordata, Mammalia, Artiodactyla, Physeteridae. Bases 262 to 1002 code for a protein of 246 amino acids. The transcript is spliced from 10 exons. Gene Ontology annotation, molecular function: copper ion binding. The record is from RefSeq and is a predicted model, not a curated record.